UCCAUCCAUAGUGGUUCUUUUUGGCGUAGUCACGUAGUCAUUUUACGUCAUGACCACGCAGCUCACGUUAUAUGUGGAGACCAAAAUCUCUUAAAGGACACACUGCAUAAUAAUUUUCUUUUUUUCUUUUCUUUUUAUUAUUAACUCAGUGCCACAGGAACAAGAGGUAUUACACAAUCAUGUCAAGUUAACAUUAGCUGCUAGAGAAAAAGAAGGAAUAAAAUAGAAAAAAAAAGAAAAGAAAAUACAUUACAUUACAUAAAUUUCAAUAAUUUUAGAGCAUUACAUGUUUUCAGUGCUUUUUUGUUUUUUGUUUGUUCCAGGAGAUUUACAUACAAUUUAAAGUCGUUAAUAAAAUGAGAAAAAUUUGGUUUACACCGAGCCCACUUUUUCUUAUGUAUAUGGAAUUUUCCUAAUAAAAUAAACAAAUGUAUAAUAUGUUGUUCUUUACAAUUCAACCUUUCACUUUCCGUAUAAAAAAGCACAUCAAAUAUACAAAUUUCUAUCAUACAUUCCAUUUUUCUGCUAAUAUAGAAUUCCAUAUCUUUCCAAAAUACUCUUGAGUAAAUACAAUGAAAAAAAAUAUGCAAAAUGGUUUCUUUUUCUUGACCACAAAACUCACAGGUAUAUGAAAUAUUAAGCUUAAAUCUUUCCAAAGUAUGCUUGGCAGGAUAAAUUCUAUGAAGUAUUUUGUAAGACACUUCCUUAAUUUUGUUAUUGAUACAAAACUUAUUUGACAGAUUCCAUGCUUUAACCCAAGAGAUAUUAUCAAAUAAAGAAGACCAGAAAAAUCUUGCUGCAGGUAAAGACACAGAACGAAGAGCAUUCCUUAUAAUCUUAUUACUACACUUUUGUUUUAACACGUCAACAUUUCCAAUGAAAAUGUUUCCACAAGGAUUAACUAUGCUGAUUCCUUCUGAAAUAUAAUUUUUUAAAAGUAUUGUCACACUUUUUGGAAUUGCGUCAAUAACAAUAGCAAAAUCUCUUGGUCUAAUUGGUAAUCGAAAUUUUUGAAGAAAUUCAGUAUAUGACAACAAGUAUCCAUGAGAAUUAAAUAACUGUCUUACUAAAAGAAUACCUUCAUUGAACCAAGUAUGAUAGAAUAAAGAUUUGUUUUUAAAUAAUAUAUCUUUGUUAUUCCAUAUGAAAUAGUUGUGGGGUGAAAAAUUGUGCUUAUACACCAAUUGCCAUGCUAACAGGGCUUGCACUGCAUAAUAAUGUAAUGUAACAUAACUUUGGCCGUUACACCCUCCAUUCCUCAAGAGGGCCGACUUUGUGAUUUGAUUUUCACUGUGAAUUCUGGGGAUUCUCUGCAACGUCACGACAGAAGCUCUCGCGUUGUUUGCAACUAGGAAGAAGUAAUAUUAAAACAACUGUAUGCGUUAACAGUCAAAGAAAUAUUUAUUACUUUAAAAUUUUUUUAGAGAUCUUUCAUAGAUUUUACUGAAGUCCAGUACUAUAUAAAACACCGCCUGAGGACAGUACAGAUAUAAGAAAAAUGUAACAUACAUAAAUGCACGGAUGGACAAGCGAGACUGCGGUCAUUUGUGUUCCUGGUUUAAUCAUUUUAAUGUAGGAAGGCGGGCUUGGUUGUGACACAGGAUGGAAGGGGCGUCAGGCACGAAUGUGUCAGAAGAGGAUGAUUAUGCAGAUAUCCGGGCCGAUUUCUCCAAGGCUAAAUGGGUCAGGCUGCGGAGAUGCGAGAAGGUGCACUACAGGAACAUGAAGAGGAACCACCAGGCCAUGUUGGAUAUGGGGCUGAAUUCUACCACCUCGGCGUUCAAGACAAGAGGCAGAUCCAGGAGAGUAAUGGCGGAGAGGCCGGUCAAUGGCAAACACAGCGAUUCAGAGGAUGGGUGGACUCCCCACUCUCUGAGUAGGAGCUCGGACAACACGCAUCCAGAAGUUUUCAGUCAGCAGAUGCCUUCCUGCAGUAAAGUCAGCUGCCUCAUGAACCAGAAACCUUCUCAGCAGGGUGUCGGGGAAGUUAAAAAAGAGCAGAGGGAACACCUGAUAUCUGAGGGUGAAGGGACCACGAGCGAGAGCCACUACAAGGUGAAAUGGAGGAUGAAGGGUGCAGAGGUUCAGGAUGUGACUGGUGAGGAGCUGACUGGUUCGCUUCCAUUAAACACUGAUGGGAGAAGGAGAAGCAAACGGAUUGUGAAACCUCCAAACCAAGCAUGGAGAGCAGAUGAAUCCUCCCAAAUCUUUGCUUGUACUCAGAGUCCAUCCUCCAACACAGCAGACAUUGACCAGCACCGACAUAUCAAAAGAUCUCACCCCAAGGAGUAUGUCAGACAACUGAGGGCUGGAUCUGUCAACACAACCCAGCAUUUACCAACUUCUCCUGGCCCUAGUGCCGCUCAGCCCAGUACAGACACACUCAGUACCCUGGAUGGAAUGAGUACAGACACACUGACAGCUUUACAGGGUUCCCAGGGUGAGAAGACUUUCAGUUUAAACAGAGGCUGUAAAAAGCACAGACAGACUAACACUGGGGAGAAGCCCUACCAGUGCUCCCAGUGUGGGAAAAGCUUCAAUCAGUUAGGAAACCUAAAGGCACACCAGCGGAUUCACACAGGGGAGAGGCCCUACCAUUGCUCCCAGUGUGGAAAGAGCUUCAGUCAAUUAGGAACCCUAAAGGGACACCAGCGGAUUCACAAAGGGGAGAGGCCCUACCAGUGCUCCCAGUGUGGAAAGAGCUUCAAUGAAUUAAGAACCCUAAACCGACACCAGCGGAUUCACACAGGGGAGAGGCCCUACCAGUGCUCCCAGUGUGGAAAGAGCUUCAGUCAGUUAGGAAACCUAAAGGCACACCAGCGGAUUCACACAGGGGAGAGGCCCUACCAGUGCUCCCAGUGUGGAAAGAGCUUCAAUCAAUUAGGAACCCUAAAGGGACACCAGCGGAUUCACACAGGGGAGAGGCCCUACCAGUGCUCCCAGUGUGGAAAGAGCUUCAAUCAGUUAGGAAACCUAAAGACACACCAGCGGAUUCACACAGGAGAGAGGCCCUACCAGUGCUCUCAGUGUGGGAAGAGCUUUAUUCAGUCAGGAAACCUAAAGAUCCACCAGCGGAUUCACACAGGAGAGAGGCCCUACCAGUGCUCCCAGUGUGGGAAGAGCUUUAGUGAGUUAGGAAAC
Molecule: messenger RNA, 3141 nt
Organism: Paramormyrops kingsleyae
Lineage: Eukaryota; Metazoa; Chordata; Actinopteri; Osteoglossiformes; Mormyridae
Source: RefSeq, a predicted model, not a curated record